AGAAACAAACAUGGCAGCUACCAGCAGUAGAAUGUUUCGAAGUUUUUGCACAAAACUUCUUACACAGCAAACAAGAACAUGCUUAAUGUCAAUGUCUGUUGUACAGACGCGACUUAUGUCUAGUGGAGGAUAUGAAUACCUUAUUGUUGAUACAAAAGGCGAGAAGAAGAACGUCGGGUAUAUUCAGCUGAACCGACCAAAGGCCUUGAAUGCUCUGUGCGAUGCAUUGAUGGUGGAAGUGACGAGAGCUCUCGAUGAGUUUGAGAAAGAUAAAACCAUUGGCUGUAUUGUGCUCACCGGCACUGAGAAAGCAUUCGCAGUUGGUGCUGACAUUGAAGAAAUGAGACACAAAUCAUUCAGAGAUCUUCUUAUCACUGAUUUCCCUUCUGCUCUGUCCGUCGUGGCCUAUGCCAAGAAACCUGUUAUAGCCGCCGUCAAUGGAUAUGCUUUAGGUGGAGGGUGUGAACUCGCUAUGAUGUGUGAUAUUAUAUAUGCUGGAGAAAAGGCCAAAUUCGGACAACCAGAAAUACAGCUGGGAACCAUUCCAGGUGCUGGGGGAACUCAACGACUCAUUCGAUCCAUUGGAAAGUCAAAAGCAAUGGAGAUGGUGUUAACUGGAAACAUGAUAACAGCCCAGGAGGCUGAAAAAGCAGGUCUGGUGAGCAAAGUGUUUGAGCCUGCCAGUCUGGUGGACGAGGCGGUGAAGACGGCAGAGAAGAUCGCCAGUUACUCUAAGCUAGUCGUGUCCAUGUGUAAAGAAGCUGUCAAUGCAGCAAAUGAGAUGACUUUGAGAGAAGGACUGCACUUUGAGAAAAGAAUAUUUCAUAGUUCGUUUGCAACUGAGGAUCGUAAAGAGGGCAUGUCCGCAUUUAUAGAAAAACGUCCGCCAAAUUUUAAAGAUGAAUAACACAUGACAUUCUCAUAUAACAACAAACCUCGACAUUGAUGUAAAGAUGUACUGGAGUGAUUGUUAUGUGUGUUAUAGUGACAGAUUAUUUCUCAAGUAACAAGAAACCUUGACAUUGAUGUAAAGAUGUUUUAGAGUGAUUGUGAUGUGUGUAAUAGCGAUAGAUUAUUUCUCAAGAAUUCUCACAGACCUUGUGUUGCUGCUUCUGGUGGCAAAGUUGCUAGCAACUUGUGGCAGUUGUCAAUUUAAGAUGAGUUUUCACGGUAUAAAUGUUUAUAUAGUCUAAAAAACAUUGUGUAAGUCUUGCUUCUUCUUUGUUUUUUUGCUAUCUGGAUCUAUACAUUUGGUUUUGAAUUUAUCUUAGAUUCUUUCGGACUAUUAAAGCUACUUAGCCAAGCAUCGUAUUUAAAGACAUGCGUAAUAAAUCACUUGCGUGUAUGAUGGUGUCCAUUUUUUUUAGCAUUUUGGUCCAUGUACCAUUUCUGUGGUCAAUUUUUGUUCUUGCAAACUAAGUGCUAUCUCAGUCUACAACUUCAAUAUAUGAACCAAGGAAGAUCAAUGAUGUCCUGCUUAUAUUUAUUACAAAAUGUGACGAGCAAUACAUUCUACUGCAAAUUGUGUUAUCCUUGAACUGUUGGAAGUUAUACGACAAACAAGAAAUGGCUGCUAUGAAUGCUGAAUGUGCUUAGAACAUUGUAUUUAGUGACAGCAUUAUUUUAAGAUGAUUGAGUGUGUUAUAAAAAUAGAUGAAAUGUUAGCUUUUCAAGUGACUGCUAAAUAUUUAUACAAGAGUGCAUCAGUUAAUGCCAGAGUAUCAAAUAAAUGUAUAUACGUGUC
Molecule: messenger RNA, 1744 nt
Organism: Gigantopelta aegis
Lineage: Eukaryota; Metazoa; Mollusca; Gastropoda; Neomphalida; Peltospiridae
Product: enoyl-CoA hydratase, mitochondrial-like
Exons: 8
Coding region: 11-907 (298 amino acids)
Biological process (GO): fatty acid beta-oxidation
Cellular component (GO): mitochondrion
Molecular function (GO): enoyl-CoA hydratase activity
Source: RefSeq, a predicted model, not a curated record